Pygocentrus nattereri (red-bellied piranha) is the source of this 8913-nucleotide messenger RNA. It is a transcript of the gene hivep1, whose product is annotated as HIVEP zinc finger 1. The record is from RefSeq and is a predicted model, not a curated record. The transcript is spliced from 9 exons. Gene Ontology annotation, biological process: regulation of transcription by RNA polymerase II. Gene Ontology annotation, molecular function: DNA-binding transcription factor activity, RNA polymerase II-specific; RNA polymerase II cis-regulatory region sequence-specific DNA binding. Lineage: Eukaryota; Metazoa; Chordata; Actinopteri; Characiformes; Serrasalmidae. The coding region runs from base 235 to 8214 and encodes 2659 amino acids. Gene Ontology annotation, cellular component: nucleus.
UUUUAAUGUGGUGUGUAUGUGUGAGUGUGUGUGUGAGUGUGAGUGUGUGUGUGUCAGAGAGAGUGUGUGAGUGUAAUGUUUAUCAAGCCCGCAGCAGAGCCCGAGUGUUGCCGAAGAAACACUCUGGCGACGAUAGGAAUCAGCGUUUCUGUUCCCGGAACACCGGCGUUCCGGUCAGCGUCCUUUUCCGCAAUGCAUUACUAAGUGAGUUGGGCCGGGUGGGAAAAACGGAAAAUGCCGCGAACUAAGCAGAACAACCCCAAAAACCUGAAAGAUAAGAUUGAGGAGGCACAGAAGGAACUCAAAGAGCCCAGAGGUGCUCAGAAAGCAGCCAAAAAUGAAAGCAUUGGCAGAAUUUCUGAUGGCAUCAAAGGGCUGAAGAGGAAAAAGGUUGUGGCUGAAAACCAAUUGAAGAAGAUACCCAAGUCUCCAGUCAAGAAGCAGUCACAAGACUUUCCCAAGAAAUCUGUUUCCUCACCAAGCUGUGCUUCAUCCAAUGAAGCCACACCCUCCUGUGUAUUCUCUAAGAGUCCCACCCACAGUUCCUUAAAAUCAGUCCAAGACUCUGAAGAUGAUCAGCUGGAGAGAUUGAGAGACAGGACAGAAAAAGUGGAGAAAAAAGAUUUGACCGUCUCAGAGCCACAGGCUCUUGACAACAAAAGUGGCACGGAACAGACCUAUGUUGGAGAGUCAGUGCAAACCAAAAGCUGGAGUGAGAAAACCAGCAACAAAGGCAUACCUCCAUCUCACACUGCUGCUCCUCUUGAAGUCCUGCUCAAGGCUAUGGAGCCAGAUUUCAACACUCUGACAGAGAAGAAAAACUGCAAUUUAAUUGGACAUCCUGGGAACUCUAUCUCAAUUCCUGCUGCCCAAUCAGAGGUUUCUAGGGCUAUGCCAGCAGUUAAUUUUGGAGCACAAUCCCAGCCUGCACUAAUACGUCCAUAUGAUGCAGAAAAACAGCAGUUCUACAGCAGCAGAUCAGCAGCAGUUCUAGCUCCACUGCAGCAGUCCUCACAGCAGCACUUGACCAUGGCUGCUACUUGCCAGCAUGACAAGCCAGGACUCCAGAAGAGUUACAGUGCAGGUCCGUCUCUUACCUUGACCCAUGCCCCAGUUCCCUCAGGGUCCACUGGUUUGCCUCAGAGUCAGCCACCUGUAGUGCAAACAUGCCAGUCUCUCUCUGCCAGUGUCCCUAGCUCCAUCCAAGUCCCAGUGACACCAGGAUUUAACCCUGUCCAGGUGGCAACUGUUGUCAACUUUGGCAUGAAUCAAAUGUGUGAUGCAUCAGCAAAGGAGCAGAAACCAAAAAAGCAAGGGAAGUAUGUUUGCGAGUACUGCCACAGAGCAUGUGCAAAGCCAAGUGUUUUGCUGAAACACAUACGGUCUCACACUGGUGAGAGACCCUACCCUUGUGUUACAUGCGGUUUCUCAUUUAAGACAAAGAGUAACCUCUACAAACAUAAAAAAUCUCAUGCCCAUGCCAUUAAACUUGGGCUUGUUUCAAAAGACUCUGGAAGUGGGUCUCUGUCCCAAGAGUCUGACAGAGGCAUUAGUACCCAUUCAGAUGUGGAGGAAAGCGGUGAGAGUGAUGAGGAGGUUAGCGCAGCUGACUUUGACCCUGAAUCUUCACAGAGCAGCCUGACUGCUUUAUCUGAGAGCAGCUUGCAGAGUUCAAGCACACUGCCAGGCAGCCAAGGGGAGGCAGAGCAAUCUGUGGUGUUUGAAAAUCUAAAACCGUUGGCUUCUCAGAAAGGUUGUGAGCCCAAGGUAACUGCUGCUCUUCCUAAAGUAGUUGUCUAUCCUGUCAAUGUUUCACCCUUAAGGGCAGACAGUCCAAGAGUUACAGAUUCCACACCAGAGCAAGCAGCUACCCAGAGGCAAAGGGACUUCCAGACAGCAAGUUUGAGGUCCAAUAUAACUGUCCUGUCUUCACUGAAAGAGGUGGACUGUGUAAGUCCCUUACAAGACUCCAUAAGUGAGGAUGAAGAUCAGCAAUGUAAAUCUCCAUCAGGAAGUGGACACGCACAGCUUCAGAGACAACAAGCAACUGACUACUCUCAGCAGCCUCAAGGCAAAUGCCUGCUUAGUCCCAGAAGUCUGGGAAGCACGGACUCUGGUUACUUUUCACGAUCUGAAAGUGCGGAUCAAGCUAUGAGCCCUCCAAGCCCUUUUGUCAAGAUUACUCCACCAGCAGAAACAGACCUUAUGAAAAAUCCACAAGCCCAACCCUCCCCUGUAGUGGCCAGUGUCAUGCAUGUAGCACCUGUUGAAAAGCCUCUUGUUUUGCCAGGACCAAUGCGUCCUCCAUUAGAGGCAAAAGCUCUUUCUCUUGAAGAGCGCAUUUCAAAGUUGAUAUCAGAUAAUGAGGCUGUUGUUGAUGCCAAGCAACUUGAUAGUGUCAAACCAAGACGAACUUCUCUUUCCAGAAGAGGUAGCAUAGAUUCCCCUAAAUCUUACAUAUUCAAAGACUCUUUUCAGUUUGAUCUAAAACCAGCAGUAAGAAGAUCCAGUUCCAACUCAGACAUACCAAGGUCUCCCUUUACACCCACAGAUAAAUCCAAACCAAUAUUUCUUCUUUCUGUCCCUCCUCAGUAUCCGGCUAUGGAUUGUUUACCAAUUACAAGAAGUAAUUCAAUGCCUACAACACCAGGCCAGUCAGCCGUCCUUCCAAAUGCUACUCCUCAACCCCAUCCUUUAAGGAUCUGCCAUUCAUUUGAUGACAAGAUUAGUUCUCUAAAUGACGAUGUGUUCUCUUCAGCUCCUUCCACUCCCAAUCCAGUACAUCGAACCUUAGUCAGGCAGAUAGCAGUUGAGGAUUUAUCCACAAAUGAGGGCCAUGUCCUCCUUUCUGUUCAUUCAGUGGAAGAAGGUCGUCAUGGACCAAGUAUUACUCAUGAGAUUCGAAGUAAGUCAUUUGAUCAUGCACCUGAAAGAACCAGAAGGACUCAACAAAACAAAGGAGCAACAUACGAAUGUGAGACCUGUCGUAACCGGUACAGAAAAUUAGAAAACUUUGAAAAUCACAAGAAGUUUUAUUGUUCUGAAUUGCAUGGUCCAAAGAAUAAAUCUGUGCCCAUCAGAGAUACUGAGCCAGAAGUGUUUGUACGUGGAACACAGCAGCCACCUUUGAGCAGAACUGCAUUUAUUUCAGGAAUUGCAGAGCAACCAGUUAUGAUAAGAAAGAGACGGAAAAUGAAAAGUGUUGGAGAUGAUGAUGACCAGUCUCCAACUGAAACCACUCCUCCAUGUUCAAGAAGUUUUGAUUCCUGCCAGAUGUCCAUAGGUUUUUCAGGAAACCCAUAUGCUCAGGCUAUACAUGCCUCCAAUAACCCUUCUCUUGUUGAUCAAAUUCAACUUAUUGCACGAGGCACUGAGGAGUCAAGGCUCUCUCCAAUACGAGAGACCCAGAUCAGCACAUCCAAUAAAGAAAGAGCAGAACUGCAGAGACAAGGAAGUGGUACUUCAGUUAUUCGGCACACCAACUCUCUCAGUCGACCAAAUUCUUUUGAAACAUCUGAGUCUAUUGACCGAUCAUCUCCAGUUGAUUCUGUGGAAAAAGAUGCGAAGACCUCAGCAAAAAGCCAUGUUGAAGGUACAAUUAGUUCAUCCUUGCAAAGUUACCAUGAAAAGAUGUCAACGCCCAAAUGUGCAAAUCAAGGAAUGGACCAUCACGAAAAGCAAACUUCAUCAUCUGGUAGUGACAACAGUACUCCUACUCAGUCAAGGUUGGUGCGACAAAACAAUAUUCAAGUCCCUGAAAUCCUGGUAACAGAGGAACCAGACAGAGAGCAUGAAACUCAAGUGAGUGAAUCAGUAGAGAAGCCUCCAGAAACAUUCAGCUGGCCUCAGAGGAGUGAAAGUUUGUCCAAACUUCCAACAGAAAAACUCCCACCAAAGAAGAAGCGGAUAAGACUGGCUCAAAUGGAACAUUCCUCAGGGGAGUCCAGCUUUGAGUCAAGUCUCUCUCGUAGUCUCAGUAGAGACAGUAGCUUAUCACGGUGCUCCAGUAUUUCAGCCUCAUUUGAUAGAGAUGAUCCUCCAAGAUCAGACAGCCCAUCCAGAGUGGAGGGUGUUCGGAAACCACUAGAGGUUCAAGGGUCUCCUGUAGCAAACAACACUUUAGGAGUCCCAGGAAUGAUGAGACGGGCUGCCUCAGAGCAAAUCAGCUGUACUCAACCAUCUGUAGAGAUUUCUUGUGACUACCGUAGCAAAUCCUUUGAUUGCAGUAACAUGUCACCAGGUAGGACUUUGUCACCAGUCACAAAUGCCUUGCCAAAAACUACACAGAGUAAUCCAACUCCCCAGGUGCCUCUUAUUGAAAGAAGAAGGGGACCUCUAGUUCGUCAGAUGUCACUGAAGAUUGGACCAGAAACACAACUAGUAGGGAAACAAACCGUCUCCCUUCAGAGAGGGCCUUCUACUAACAUUAUGUCAGUGUCCCAAAAUAAACCACUACAUGUAAAUAAGUCUACACUUGUUCAGCCUUUUCUCCUGCAUUCUGCAGAAGCACCUCUGCAAAAGAAUGAGCAGAUGGUUCAAAGUAUCAACUUGGGAAGCCAAACCCAGCAACCCCAAGUUCAUGGUCUUCCCCACCCAUGGCACCAGACCUCAAAGGUUGUCAAAUGUCAAACGUUACACCCUGUGGUACAUGUUGUGCCUGGUCAAGCAGAUGUUCAGAAGUCCACAGAUGCACAAAUUAAGAAGAACUUUGUUCCCAAGUACCAGCUGCAGUAUCCAGUGUUAACAGGUCCAGCAUAUUCUUUCACUAGUGUACAGGGUGCACAAAUCACAGUGCCUGUUAUCACAAUACCAAUUGCAAAUGAGAUCAAAGUGUCAAAGUCAAAUGAUGGAAUACAGAAUGUUUAUGUAGCCCAGCCAAGUCACCAGACUAUACCUAAGGCCUCAGUUGUUCUGCCUGUUGAUCCUCAAGUUAACACAGCCUCUCAGAUUUCAUCAGGAACGUCUGCUGUUCCACAGAUUCUAAUCACUCAUGAACAUACAUUGCCACCCUCUACAGUAGCCUCCAGUUUAAAUUUUCCUGCCAUGCCUGUUGUGGACAAUGAUCCAAAAACCAGACCAGACAGCAAAAAUAUCAGGCCGCUUGGAUCAGUUGGCAUCCAAAUGAAAAAUAGUAUGACAAUUAGCAAGAACCAUAAUGGUGAGAGCCAGAGUACUUCCUCUCUUGGGUCAUUACACUGUACUCAAAAAUUAGCAUCAGUAAGCCUUUGCCCACAACAAGAGCCCACUGCCUCAAGUAAACGUAUGCUUUCCCCUGCUAACAGCCUGGACAUUGCCAUGGAGAAAACUCAGAAACGGGCAAAGGAUGACCAUGGUGCUGCAUGCCUGACAGAUGGUCGAUCACUCAACUAUCUGAACUCAAAGAUGUCAGAUUUGACAAGGCAACGGAAGCUAAUGCUGGUUCGACAGGUCUGCACCACUGAACCUGUAGACAGCCCAAUAGAAACGGAUGCCCCCGAGCAAUUGCCGGAAACCACAGAAGCCGAAAAAGAUGAUCAGACAUCAGUUUCUUACACAACGAUGCCUGAAACCACUGAACAAGAAAUGGAGAGUAGGACUCCUACCACCACAGUACAGGCAGUUCACGGAUCUAACGUGAUGUCUUCUCCAGGGGUACAAAGCCACUCUGGACUUUCUCCAGGGGUUCAAAGUCAUUCUGGACCUGGAAACAGUACACUGAAGUCACAAGAAAAGCAUGAGGAACAGCGAUGGUCUCCAGCUAAAUCUCCAGUGAGGCCUCCAACCUUUCAGGGACAAGUGAAGUUGGCUUCUUCUGUGUCUGUUGUCAACACACGAGACAGUCAUCGUCUGUCUUUCCCAAGUCUCAAAACAGCUACAACUUUCACCUGGUGUUUCCUUAUGAAAAGGAAGCCUCUCCACAUACAACAGACAGAUCAAAGAAUCUCAGCGUAUUCUGCCUGGGCAGUCAAAUCCAAUAAUCCCAAUCCACUGGGACUUCCUACCAAAGUGGUCAUGUCUCUUUUUGACUCUAAACAGACUUCCAAGAAAAUACUCUACACCCAAGCUAUAACAACAAGUUUAAAAUCUGACAUAUUGACAUACUCUGGGAAAUUAAAAGACAUUUUGCCAAAGGUUUUGACCCAACAAAAGCCUCUGUCAACUGAGAACUGUGGCAAAGCAAACCCAGAGAUUCAGUCAAGUCAGGAGUCUGACUCUUCUAAAGCUGAGCCUCGACGAGUGAAGAUAUUUGAUGGAGGGUACAAAUCAAAUGAAGAAUAUGUGUAUGUGAGGGGGCGUGGAAGGGGAAAGUACGUUUGUGAGGAGUGCGGGAUACGCUGUAAGAAGCCAAGCAUGCUGCGCAAACACAUCCGCACACACUCUGAUGUUCGUCCCUAUCACUGCGCACAAUGCAAUUUCUCCUUCAAAACUAAAGGAAACCUGACAAAGCACAUGAAGUCCAAGGCCCAUAGUAAGAAGUGUAUAGAGAUGGGAGUUGCUGUUGGUGUUAUCGAAGACCAGGAUACAGAAGAAUCAGCAGGUGAUCGAUCAGGAAGAGCAGGCAGUGCAGAUCGGCAAGAUUCCGAUGGUGAUGACUCGGAUGGCCCUGAUGAUGAGGAUAACGAUGGGGAAGAGGAGGAUGAGGAAGACAGCCAGGCAGAGUCAGGUGUCUCCGCCACACCUUCCGUCUCUGCCAGCCCCCAGCACCUUCCUUCCAGCCAGGCUGAUCCAGCACCAAGCUCCCUGCUUGCACAGAUGUCUAUCAGCCCGAACCCACGCCCAGCUCUUCUCCCUCAAGCUUCAGCCUCAGAGUCCCAGACAUCGGACACAGAGUCGGUGGCCAUGACCAGCCCUGUUUCAUUGGUCAGACAGAUGUCGAUAUCCGCUUUCUGCUCUAGCCCUGGCCCAAGCCCCCCCUCCUUUGUCUCCCACCCUGCUCCUGCCUCAGAAUCCCAUGCCUCCGACACAGAGUCUGUACACAUGAUGAGCCCGGUUUCGCCCUGCAGACAGAUGUCCAUCGACUAUCCGGACAUCGAUGUGCCCCCUAGUCCCCCCGUGCCGGGCAAGGGCUCCAAGCUCGGCCAGGAUGGAUCAGUGUGCAGCUCUUCCCAGCCCUCACAUGAAUCCAACUCCAAUGUUGACCGUGGCACUCAGACCACCUCAGACUCCCUUCAAGGUCCUUUACACUUUCCAGCCCCUGGUCCAGUCCAUGAAUCCGGAGCCGGAACCACCACCCACCUCUUCAGCCACCUCCCCCUGCACUCUCAGCAGCCUUCUCGCUCCCCCUACAGCAUGGUACCAGUUGGUGGCAUCCAGCUGGUGCCUGCUGGCUUGGCUGCAUAUUCCACCUUUGUACCCAUCCAAGCUGGGCCUGUCCAACUCACCAUCCCAGCUGUCAGUGUCAUCCACCGACAGACUAGCAGCCCUCUCCCAGCUCCCAACACUCCACCUCGGGCUGAGGGCUCCCCCACACAGCCACUGGUAGUCCAGGAACCUGUCAGUGGUGUCCUACCCUGCUUUCCCUUGGGCCAGGUGACAGGUCUCCAGACCCUCAGUGCUCCCCAGGCCACACUGCAGCCUGUAGGCAUGGAGACACUGAGCGUGGUGGGUUUGGCUAACUCCACCCAGCUGGUUCCUCAGCAGAGUUUGGCACUAAAUGCAACUCUCGGUGUUCAGGUUCUGGCAGCCAGCCCUGCACCUCAGACCAGCACAGCCUCCCCAGGUCACAUCCCUGGCCUGCAGAUCCUCAACAUCGCCCUCCCUGCCCUCAUCCCCUCCCUCAGCCCCCUCUCCGCUCUCAGCCCUCUCCCCUUGGUACCAGACAAACCCUGCAGUCCAGAGGGAGUGACCUCUAUCUCCUUACCUUUGCAAGUAGCUGAGUCUUCUCCAGCCUCUUCCCCUUCCACAGCCAGGCCAGCAACAGCAGCAGCACCACCUGUAGCGGUAAUCCCAGUCACUGUACAGACCUCAGUGGAAGUGACCUCACCAAGCAAACCCAGUCCAACCACUGGGGAUGAAACAGCACUAAGCACAGCCAUGACAGUAAAGGAAAAAUCAACACCACAACCAAAGCCCUCCACCUCUGCUGAGGAAGAGUCUGAGGGUGCAGAAAAGGCACCAGCAGUGGGGGCUAGUGAGGCAAGACUGCCACGGCAGCCAAUCACCAGGCAAACAGUAACUGCUGACUACAAUGAUGCCUCCAGCGAUGAUGAAGAUAGACUUGUCAUUGCUACCUGAGAGUCUGUGGUGGAAACAAAAACUUCUAUCUUUCCAUUGAUCUCUCUCUCUCUCUCAUUCUCUCUCUGUCCCUCUCUCUAUCUCUGACUACUGCUUUCUCUCUUUUGUAAAACUUUGUCACUUUGUAAAACUGAAAACACUCAAGGGGGUUGGCAGCUUUGCUGGCCCUCUCCAAAAGCACAUUUUCUGACAUUCAUUAUUGUACGUGCAAUCAUGAUGAUGAUGAUGAUAAUGAUUAUGACCAAUUAUUUUAUUUUUUACUUUUUUUGUCCGCUAGAGGCAGUUUCCUUUAUUUUUCUUUUUUGUACAUGUUGUAUAGACACUUGUGCCUUUUUUGGAGUUUCUUUGUUAGGAACAUGUAAAUAUUAUCUUACAAAUCUAGUAGUUGCCUGUGUUCAAUUAGCCUAGAUGGAAAGGACGUUAAAAUUGAAUGGAGAAAAUUUAGGUUUAUUUUGAAAUGUUUUAUGUCAGCUCAUAAAUUUAUGUUAAGAAAAUAAAUAAAUGUUGUACUGAUAUAUGAACAUUUCUAUGGCUUUUGGGGUAGUGUUUCUGUGUACAGAUGUUGUGUUCAACUAUUUAUUAUAUUCCAUCUAGUGCCCAGUUGAUCUCCAUAAGUCCAUAGGUAUGUGUAAAGUGGUGGCUUUACAUUGAUGUAUCUACACAAUCAAAUGUAUCAGUAAAACUUUGUUUACAAGUGCA